CCGUCUGCAGUGGUGGUCGCAGUCGGCCGAGUACACGGGCUCAACUGCGCUCUGACACACACGUGUGGGGCGACCGCGCUGUAGGACUUGCUACUCGAGCUGCAUAUCACUGGCGGUGUUUCCUCAGUGAGAUUCACUCCCAAACAAUAAACUGCACGUGCCCACGACAACAGGUUAUUAGCACCACACGAACAGUUGCUCACGAUCCAAACUACAGCCUGCGAGGUCUAUUUCUUCACAAUCACUUCAUUGUGCGGUUACCAGGUUCGAUUCGCGGUACCAUCGUCCACAAACCGCUAGGAAGUCCUCGCAGAAACAUUACUGUUGACUGCGCUUCAUAAUCGGAAAUGAAAGUAACAAUUAACAGUUCUCACAAAAUUACGGACGCUUAUUUUUAGUGAUAGGAACGGCAGAACCUGAAGCAAAGACCAAGAUAGUUUCUUCUUGCUACAAAGGGUGAACCAGGAAGCUCAUUUGAGAACUUCACCUUUUCCCGUCAGCCAUAUCGUCAAAUGCAAUAGUGUUUACUGACUCUCGUGGUUCGUAGACUGAAGCCGGAAACUUUUGCAUUGACGGCUUGAGUGAAAGUAAACGCGAAAGUUUCAGCACCGUAAUUUCCGUAAAUCUCACGAACAGUCUCAAAACAGUCUUCAACAUUCCCUAACAGGUAGCAAACAUUUCUGUUCGACAUGAGUAUACAACUGUGCUCAGUGGAGAUCGUUAUGUCUGUAAGUAACUAACUGACCGGACGAAUGCGGAAAGCAGCUAGUAUUUUUACGGGAUUAUAGUGUGUUCUGAUUACACAUGAGACAAAGAUGGCUUCAUAGAUAGCUUUAUAGGAUACUGAAAUUGAAGGUAAGCUGUAUACCGAACUUGACGAUAAUACCUCAAGAAAUGUAAUGUUACCAGUGCUUACGUUGCAUCAGCGUCAAGUUGUAACACAAUCUGAGACAACAGGAACAAAUGCUUUUUGACUGUAUAUUGGUAUUAAAAAACAGUCUGUAAUACUUCGGGUAAUACACGUAAUUUUGUGUAAAGAUAAAUGAGUGAAUAAAAGCUGCAAUACAACAAACACAAAUUUUGAUUCCGUUGAGGGUGUGGUCCAGACCGUAUUGGCAUAUUAGUAGGUGCUUGGUAUAAAAAGGAUACGAGAAACUGUGCAGGCACUAAAUUCUCAGAACAAGUAGCUAAUCUCAUGUAGCCACUGGUACUUGUCACAACAGACAGUCAGAAUUUCCCGUGGUUUUGAAUUACGUUUGAAGUUUGCUGCUACAUGUACGUCCCACCAUGAAAGUCGCCACUACGAGACGCGAUAAAAUAGUGUGGUAACUAUAAAAUACACACUUUAAGAUAUAGGACCACUAACAGGCCACUGUUCAGAGUUCAGCUCGUGAAUACGUCGUCCGUUGUUGGAUAUUUCAAAGAGUGUGACGACCGUCUGGAUCCUCCAGCAUCUCAGUCGAGCAGCAGCCAGCGCUUCCAGCCUCCAGAGGUUGUCCAGCAGUUGUGACCGCGAUGCCUCUACCCAGUGGCAUGGCGCUGGCCUCGGCCGUGACUUUUGCGGCCAACUUCCUCAUCUACAAUGCCAUCGACUACACUCCGGUGGAGAAGGGCUACGUCACGGUGCAGACGGAGUCCGGGACUCUGCGCGGAGCCGUGCGGGACACGAUGGCGGGCACCCGCUACUACAGCUUCCGGGGAAUCCCCUACGCCGAGCCGCCGCUGGGGGACCUCCGCUUCCAGGCGCCAGUGCCCAAGUCCCCGUGGAAGGGCGUCCGGAAGGCGCUGUUCUUCGGCAGCAUGUGCCCCCAGCGAAAGGGCUCCAUCCCCUUGGGCCACGAGGACUGCCUCUACCUCAACGUCUACACGCCGCAGCUGCCAACGCUGGGUCCGUCGCCGCAGCUACCUGUGAUGGUGUUCCUCCACGGCGGAUGCUUCAGCGUGGGCGGCUCCAACUUCUACGGCCCUCCCAACUUUGUGGAGCACGGCGUCAUCCUCGUCACCAUCAACUACCGCCUCGGCAUUCUCGGGUUCCUGAGCACGGGUGACGAGGUAGUGCCCGGCAACGCGGGUCUCAAGGACAUGGUGGCGGCCCUGCGCUGGGUGCGCCACAACAUCGCAGCUUUCGGCGGAGACCCAGAAAAUGUGACCGUAUUCGGCCAGAGCGCGGGAGCCAUUGCUGCCAACAUGCUUAUGUAUUCGCCACUAGCUGCUGGGCUAUUCCGGCGCGUGAUCGCGCAGAGCGGCGCCGCGUCCAUCGCCACGGGCAGCGCUCGCAACAUGUCGGACCGCAGCCGGCGGCUGGCGGAGGCGCUGGGCUACCGCGAGCAGGGAGGCGGCUCGCGGGAGAUGCUGCGCUUCCUGCGGGCGCUCAGCGCCAAGGCGCUCACCAGCAACGAGACCGCCGCGCUCUCGACAGAGGACGCAGGCCGCGUCUUCACGUGCGCCUUCACACCAGCCAUAGAGCCCGACGUGGAGGGCGCCUUCCUCACCGACUCUCCCGCCGUCCUGCAGGAGCGCGGCAACUUCUCGCAGGUGCCGCUCCUAAUCGGCUCCACCAGUGUUGAGUGCCUCUUCAUCACACGCGUGAUGUCGCUGCCGUGGACGCUGCUGGGGGCGACGAGCGGCCAGCUGUCGACCGGCCGCGCCCUGGCGGACCUGAGCGCGCACUUCGCGGACCGCGUGGGGCCCGACAUCCCGCUGCACACCCCCGAGCAGCGCGCAGCCGCCGCCAGGGAAGUGCGGCGCUUCUACUACGGCUCCACCAGCCGGGACAUCACGGCCGCCGACUCUGUCGCCACGGCCAACAUGUUUUCAGACCUGCUGUUCAAUUCUGGAAUAGAUAAAACUGUGAGGAUGGUGUCCCAGAAGUCUGCAGAACCUGUGUUCUACUACCAAUUCUCCUUCAGCAACAUUCUCAACACAGUGAGGGGGUUUUCAGGGGCUUCACAUGCAGAUGAUCUACCAUACCUAUUCUUCUCUUGGGCUCUGCCACAUGGAUCUAAUGGGGCAGUAACUGGAGCAAGACUUGUAAAAAUGUGGACCAACUUUGCAAAGACUGGGCAUCCAACACCAGUAGAUGAUCCCUUGUUACCCGUGAACUGGACCAGCUAUACAUUUGAACUGCCAAUUUACUUGGAUAUUGGAUCAGAAAUGCAACUAAAAACUGGGCUCAAGGAAAAAGCUAUGGACUUCUGGCACAAUCUAGUACCAUGACAUGAAGUGUACUUUGAAGCCAUAAAUGAUAGUGUCAAUCACAAUGAAAUACGAACACCAAAUGGUUUCUUACUGCAGGCAUUAUUUCUAUGGACUAUAUAUCAAAGUUAACUUGUUUUAUUAAUUUGUGUCACAAAUCUGACUGUCAGUAUGAAACAAUUAGACAAAAUGAAAGAAUAACACAAAUCAGAAAAUACAAAGCUACAAACAUUCCAUGGCUAUCUCUUCUCCCUGUACGCUGGCAUGCAGUUUACAAUGUGAUGAUCGGAAAGAUGUGAAAAACAACUAAUGACAAGAUAUGUAGCACAGUUGUGUGUUUUCAUUCUUAGAUGCAGUAUUUUUCUACAGAGAUAAUUAGUGAAUAAGAAAACUUAUUCCACAGAAGAUUAUAAAUUCAAACCACAAACUUGUCUGCUGAAGAUACAUUGCUUGAUAACUCAACAUUCAGUAAGCAGCUCAAAUACAGUGGCUGGUAAUUUGAGAGAGAGCAGAAAAGGAGCCAUGAUUAUCUUUUAACAGAAAUGAUCAAUUUUAAUGAACAAUUUAUUUAAUGAACAUAUUCUGUUAUAAAUUACAGAGCAUUAAUUUUUACUGAUUCACACAUAUGGAG
Molecule: messenger RNA, 3826 nt
Organism: Schistocerca americana (American grasshopper)
Lineage: Eukaryota; Metazoa; Arthropoda; Insecta; Orthoptera; Acrididae
Product: esterase FE4-like
Exons: 11
Coding region: 1516-3216 (566 amino acids)
Source: RefSeq, a predicted model, not a curated record